AUGCCCGCCAAAUCUUCAGGGCGCAUCGUCAAGGCGCGAAAAUACUCGACGCCUCAUCACAAGAACCACAGAUACGAGACCUUCACCGCAAAAGUCGCCAAGUUCAACUCUCUACAGCCGUUGCGAAAAGUUCGACGACAUGACCUCGAUGAUGACGACCUCUCGGCGACCAGCUCGUAUUUCCUCUCAGCCCUGCAGAAAUGGAGCGAGCUCAAUGUCGCAAAGUGCUUCCGCGAGUUCAAGCAAAAAGUGAAGAACAUCGACACGCUUCACCAAAUACUUCACCACGAGAAGGACAUAUGGAAAGCAUUGGCCGACAGUAUUGCGCGACAGGAGAAGGAAUCUCUCGAACCGCUAUUGGAAAUAUUGACAGCUUUUGCGCACGACUUGGGAACGAGAUUCGAGAAGCGAUACUACACUCAAAGCUUGGGCCUGAUCGUCGAUAUUGCAGGGAAGCCACAAGAUGCCGAUGUGAUCGAGUGGACUUUUGGCGCGUUGGCUUUCCUCUUCAAGUUCCUGUCCAAGCACAUUGUCCCGAACCUGCAGCCGACAUACGAUACCGUCGCUUCCCUGAUGGGGAGAUCGAAACAUCCGCCUCACAUCGCUCGAUUCGCUGCCGAGGCAUUGAGCUUCCUAGUCAAGAAAGCAAGUGUACCGUCCCAUCGGGAGACCGUGCUGCCGGUUUUUGUGAAUCACGUGAAAGAUGAUUUGGUCAAGAUGGAAGGGGAUCGUCAGUUCCCACUGUACCAGGACGGAGUUAUGACUAUGUUUGCCGAAGCCAUCAAGGGGAACGACCACACGGUGCACUCUGCUGGUCCUGCCAUCAUCUCGCAACUUAUGGAGAGCAUGCGCAGCGAUGACGAAAAGGCGACAUACAGCGCUAUCUGGACCGAUGUUACUUGUGGAGUGUUGACAAGUAUUAUCCACCAUUCGACACAAAGCACCUUUGGCGAGGUUAUGAAGGCGGUCUUGGACAAGUCGCAAAAGAUACGGGCUCAAAUAGACCCUCUGCCAGCUUGGACUCAACUGAUGCCGUUGGCACGAGUCCUAGGUGUGGCCGCCGGAGUCAGGAAAGGGUCAAGAGUCGACAGUUGGAGUGAGCUGGUCACUGCUCUUGUCAACAUCCUCGAAACCAUUGCCAAGGUGGACGAAGAUGCCAUGGUACCAGGAGACGGCAAUGAACUUUGGCGCUAUGUCUUGGUACCAGCAGCGGUGACUUGGAAGCAUGCUCCUAUCGAUUCCUUGCUUUCAAAGCUUGGCCUCUUCUCCAAGUCACUAACGAGGGGACCACUGAUACAUUGGUUCAUACCAUUCUGCGCCUACGUAUCUGACUUGGACGCGCAGCGGUUCGGCAAUCUCCUACGCGCGGACUUCCAGAAAUUCAUCGCAUGCCACUGGUCUCAAGGCAUUAACCAGCAGUUGCUCAGUAUUCUGAUUCCGCAGAUGAUCGAACGCGGGGCUUUCCCAUCGGCAGGCGAGCGAGAUAGUUGCAAGUUGCCCCAGGACUGGCAAGAUCAAAUUGUUUCGAAGUUCGAAAACCUCGAAGUUUCGCCGUUCCCGGAGCGGGGACCCUACAACAAAACGCCAAAAGAAUGGCGCGACCGUUGUCUGCCAAAGUACUCGGCCCUCCUGCGACUCAUGGACUUGGCCGUUGUGCAUCCUUCUACAAACGCUCGAGUAGCAGAACUACUGCUCCGGAAACUCAAGCUCGCGCUGCGACCGACCUCUACACUUGCUUCGGACGAGGUCAACUUUAUUGUCAGCCAGGGGUUCCACGCAUAUCUGCGGAUGACCAAAACAGCAAAAUCUGUUGAUCUCACCCUUAGCCCUCUGCUCCGGGCAGCCGUACCGCGAUUCGCACGAUCCGUGGGCUUCUUGGAAGGUUUCUUGGCGUAUGAGGAAUAUUUGAUCGCAGAACCGACUCACUCGAAGAGGGACGAAUCAAGCAGUGACUCCUCUGCUGCAGAGGAAGAUCCCGUCAUUGCUUCUCUUGUCGAAAAUUUAGGAUCACCGUCCCACGAGAUUCGGCUUGCGUCUUUGAAACUGCUCCAGCAACUCCACGACUUUCAGGGGUCGAGCGAUUUUGUAGACAUCAUGAUUGAAGUCGAACAGCUGCCGCUAGGUCUCGAGCAUACCAGGACGAUUUCGAUGUUGCUGCGCAACUUGGGCCAGAAGUACAGCUCCAUGGAUGAAUCUAGCUGGCUGCAGAAAGGCGUGCCCAAUUUCAUCUUUGGCAUGCUGACCGUUAAGCUGUCUCCUGUGUGGGACAGUGCCAGUGAGGCUCUGGAGCAAAUUUCACAAAGCAAAGCCGGCGAAGAAGUGGUCAGCGCUAUCGGUUUUAGCUGGCUUGAAACACCCUCCCCAAGGUGGUCUGCACCAGCCAACAACAAUUUGGGCAGCAAUCGUCAAGUCAUCACCGAUUUCGAUUGUACAUUCCUUCGGUACUUGUACCAAAAGGCCGACAAGACGCACGAGAUUGCGCACCAACCUGAAGCUCUAAUGCUGCAAACCUUUGAUGAACGCCAGGAGACUGCCCCAGCACUAGCAGAAAAUGCUCGGUCCAAGGCAAUCAAGGUGUUCAAUACGGUACCCUUCAUUGCUGAGCGGCGAUCACGGCAGUUGACUCCACACUUCUUGCCCUGGGCUUUGGAGGAUGACACCUCAAUAGCAGAUGAGCUGGCCGACAUGGAUCAAACAUACUGGUCCCUAGCUGACAGGAAGGCACUCCUCGGCGUCUUUGCCCAAUUUGUCAACCCAAGGGUGCUUUAUCUCCACGAAAAGGUGUACGAUGGCAUGCUGCAGCUGUUAGAAAACGGCGACGUAGAGGUACAGAAGCUUGCGUUGAAGGCUAUACUUGCGUGGAAGCAGGCUGGUGUCCGAGCAUACCAAGAGAACUUGGAGUACCUUCUCGAUGACGCUCGCUUCAAGAACGAGCUGACAGUUCUUCUGCAAGGCGAUAAUGUCAUCAAACCUGAGCACCGCGCUGAGUUGAUGCCGGUGCUACUGCGGCUCUUGUACGGUCGUACCAUCUCAAAGAAGGGAGUCGCCAGUGGCAAACAUGGUCUUCAAGCUACGAGGCUUGCGGUCCUGCGCAAUCUUUCCGUGGACGACAUGGGAAAGUUCUUGGACAUCGCGAGCGGCAAAUUGCGAAGUGUCAAGGUCGUUGACACAACUUGUCCUCGUCACAAGCUCUUUGACAAGCCCCUUGUGCAUCCCCGCAAACAGGCUGGCUUUCUGAACAUGGUUUCAUCUCUCAUUUCCGAGCUUGGCACCAAUGUGACGAAGUACAUGGAAUCGCUGUUAAAUGCGGUCCUAUACUGCUUGGUCUUUGCAUCCAGGCACCUCAAGGGCACUGCUUUAGACUCGGACGACGAGGUGGACGACGAUAACGAGGUUGCAACAUCACAGUCGCUCUUGAAGAUGGCGAGGUCGGCUGGAAUCAAGUGCUUGAUUAUGCUGUUCCAGAACGCUCAAGAAUAUCAGUGGGAGCCCUAUCGCGGGAUCAUCAUCGAGGAAGUCAUUAUGCCCCGUCUGGACAGCCUCUCGACAGAAAUGACAUCGGGUGUGUCAGGUGUCCUACAACUUCUCUCCACUUGGGCAGCUCUACCCAAGACAGCACUGUUCUUGGGUCCUCACGGCGGCACUCUACCGAAGGGCAUCCUGCCUCCCGUGAUCGAAUGCUUGGCAGCUCCAAAGGCUAAGGAUGAUGUAAGGAUCUUCAUUCUGGAGAUGAUCUGUAACAUGGUGCGUCUGGCUUUGGCUCCUGCUCAGGGGUCUGAGUUCAACGAGCUCAUAAAGGCGGAGCUCAUUGAUCCCAAUGCCGAAGCCAUGCUCAACACCAUUACGGGAGUUCUCCAUGCACCAGCAACCAGCACUGCCCUUCUCGAUGCAUGUGUCGAAGCCUUGUUCUCGCUUGCUCAAGUUCUGCAAGAACCAAGGAGCAUUGAGCCUGUGCUGCGGAUAUGCUCGUUCCUCCUCCAGCAACCGCCUCGCCGCGUCAGCCCAAAGACGAAGGGACGUGUGCUCUUGGUGGUAGAAAGUUUUGUUUCGCUUAUCCAGCCAUCAGAACAUGAAGAUCUUUGCAACAAGGUCUACGAGACACUGUCCUCCCUCUUCAGCUACUUCAAGGACAGAGAGAAUCGCGAGGCCCUGAGCCGGGCCCUGAGUGUGGUAGCGGCAGGUGACGCUGGCAAAAGUGAAGUCGCAGCGCUUUGUGCCAAGCUCAACUCCUUCAAGAAAGGUUGUAUCGAAGAGCCCGACUACGACCAGAGGUUAUCUGCAUUCACCUCCAUCUCAAAGGAGCGUGCUGUGCCACUGACAGCGGAGGAGUGGCUGCCUCUAUUACACAAUUGCAUCUACUUCAUCCAUGUCGACGAAGAAUUUGGUGUCUUGGCCACAAAUUCCGCGGAUGGCUUGCGACGCUUUGUGCAAGAUACUGCCACCUCGACCCCUGGUCAGUCUGCGGAUAAGCUCAAAACGCAGCUUGGCCAGACACUGCUGCCCGCUAUCUAUACGGGCAUCCGAGAGCCUUCGGAAACCACGCGAAGGGAGAUUCUCCGUGUGUUUGGGUUCAUAAUUUGCCAGCUGCCCCAAUGGGAUCCUGUUCAUGACCUGAAGGGCUUGUUAAAUGAGUCCUCGGAGGACUCGACUGAGCCUCCUUUCUUCUUCAACAUUCUAAGUCCUGCUGUCGCGAGGCAGCAAGAGGCCUUGCGAGGGCUGGAGGAGGCGAACAAAUUACACGAAAUCUCCAGUCAGAAUCUGGCCCAGUUCUUCAUUCCUCUCCUUGAGCAUUUUAUUAUCGGUCGGCAGGAGAAGAUUGACGAUCAUGGCCUUGGUGCGCUGGCUACUACGAUUAUUGGCAGUCUCGCCGAAUCUCUGCACUGGAAGCAUUACCGGACGAUUCUCCAACGGUACAUUGGGUACAUUGCCUCAAGGCCGGAGCAACAAAAGCAAACAAUCCGUCUGCUAGGCAAGUUCACCGAUGCAUUGAUCACAGCAGCGCCUUACUCAGCCCAAGACGCCAUGGACGUAGACGCGACGGAGGCUCCGUCGAUAUUUGUUCGACGUCUGUCGUUGACGAUGCCCAAGCAAUCACAGCUGGCAACAGACAUUGUCGAAUAUUUCUUGCCCAUGCUGUCAAAGCAUUUGCAUGAGAAGGACGAGUCGGAAGUCAGUUAUCGUGUGCCAGUCGGUGUCACUAUUGUCAAGCUUCUCAAGCUGCUUCCAAGCAAUCAGAUGGAUCAGAAGCUCGCUGGUGCCCUUACCGACAUUUGCCACAUCCUACGCAGCAAAGCUACAGAGUCUCGUGAUCUGGCCCGAGACACCCUCGUCCAGAUUGCGAAAAUACUUGGAGCAGGCUACUUUGGGUUCCUUCUGAGGGAGCUUCGCGGCGCUCUCACCAAAGGCUACCAGCUCCACGUUUUGUCAUACACCAUGCACUCUAUUCUGGUUGCCGUUAUUCCUGACUUUGAGUCUGGGGAUUUGGACUACUGCCUGCCGAGCAUCAUCACCGUCAUCAUGGAUGACAUCUUUGGCGUCAUCGGACAAGAGAAGGAUGCGGAAGGCUACACAACUCAGAUGAAGGAAAUCAAGAGCAGCAAGAGUCAGGACUCGAUGGAGCUCAUCUCACGCACUGCCUCGAUCACUCGCCUCAUCGAUCUCAUCAGACCAUUGCAAUCACUUCUCAUGCAGAAGGUGGAUCUGAAGAUGGUUCGCAAAAUCGACAAUCUUCUCUCGCGCGUGUCUGUUGGGCUUCUACAAAACCCAGCAGCCGAGAGCCGCGAUACCCUGGUCUUCUGCUACGAAGUUAUCCAGGACAUUUACAAGGCUCGUGAGCCCCAAGUGCAAGAAAAGAUCGACCCCAAAGUCCGAAAGUAUCUCGUGCAGAAGGGUGUCAAGAAGCAGGCUCUUGGUCGAACGACGCAAAACACGUCCAAACUGAUGCGCUUCACGCUUGACACCCUGCGUUCCGUGUUCAAGAAGCACGACAGUCUGCGUACCCCUGAGAAUCUGGCUGGGUUCCUCCCCAUUCUGGGUGACUCUAUCAUCGAUGGCGAGGACGAGGUCAAGGUGUCCACCUUCAGACUGCUUGCUGUGAUUUCAAAGGUCCCAUUCAAGGAAGAAGAGGGUACGACCCUCUACAGAAUCGCAGUCAAGGAGGCCACCAAGGCCAUUUCGACUUCUGUGUCGACAACUACUGAGCUCUCCCAGGCCGCUCUGCGCAUGCUGUCCGUUGUGCUGCGUGACCGCAAGGACAUUGCCGUCAAAGAGGCCGCUAUCGACAUGAUGCUCGGCAAGCUCAAGGACGACCUCACAGAGCCGCAAUACCGACAUGUCACCUUCAAUUUUUUGCGCUCCGUGCUUGAGCGUCAUGUGGAGACGGCGGCAGUGUACGACACCAUGGACUACGUUGGCACGGUCAUGAUCACCAACGACGACAGGGAUACGCGUGAUCUCGCCCGUGGCGCUUUCUUCCAAUUCAUCCGUGAAUACCCUCAGAAGAAAUCGCGAUGGGCGAAGCAGCUCAACUUCAUCGUCGCCAAUCUCAAGUAUCAGAGGGAAGGCGGCCGUCUAUCCGUCAUGGAGGUCGUCCACCUUCUUCUCAUGAAGUCAUCCGACGACUUCGUCCAGGAGAUUGCAGCGACGUGCUUCUUACCCCUGUUCCUCGUUCUUGCCAACGACGACAGCGACAAGUGCUGCCGGUCCGCUGCGGAGCUUCUCAAGGAGAUCUUCCGUCAGUCUGAUAGAGAGCGCACGCAAAAGUUUUUGACGCUUCUGCGGUCCUGGCUGGACAAGGACGACAACGAGGCUGUGCUUACGUUGGCGCUGAAGGUAUGGACCUUUUACUUUGAGUCCAACGAGAGCGCAUGCAAGAACCAGAGCGACUUCAAACUGGUGUUCGCCAAGGUGAUGGGCAUCCUGGGACAAGAGGACAUCAAGGCUGUCAAUGGGGAGCUGCUGGAGGCAGCGCUUGGUUUGAUCCAUGUGUGGUUCACGGUCUUUGCCGACAAGGUUCUGUCUGCGAAGAGCGAGGAUCUCUGGGCGCACGUCGGGCGCUGCAUGGAGCACGGGCAUCCUCCCGUCAAGGUGGCGGCAAUCAAGCUCAUCAGCUUGUACCUCUCCGACUUCGCUCCCAACAUGGGCAGCACUCUUGCGAAACAGCCCGUCCCUGGCUCUCACGGGUUGCAGCUCGAUGAUGAAAAGGUCGGCAACUUGGUGCAUUUGGCGCUGUACAUUCUGAACGGCUACAACGUGCACGAGGCCUUGGGGGCUGAGGCAGGACAAAUUCUCAUCUUCCUGGCCCCCCGGCUGCCAGCACCAGCCGCGGCCGACGAAUCCGAAAGCGAUGAUGGAGAUGAGUCUCAGGGUGACGAGGGCGCCAACAUGAAGGAUGAUGCGCAUAAACCCAAGGACCUACAGUAUCUCUUCUGGCGUAUCUCUCACAUUCUACGCAAGGAGAUUAGCCCGAAUGCUGUGUCCAUUGGUCCAAAGGUCACCGCCAUGGAGGUUCUCGAAACGGUCUGCCGACGCACGACUGUUGAACGCCUCACGCCCUCGCUCAAGACAAUCCUCACCCCCCUCCAAAACAUCACCGACCCAACAAUUCGCCCCCCGCAAACCAUGGACGAGGAGUUCAAUACCAAAUAUGAGCAUAUCAAGACUCGCGCUCAGAUCCUCAUGGAUUCGUUGCAAAAGAAGUUUGGCACGGAGGAGUACUCGCGCGUGCUGAUGCUGAUCCGCGAGGAGGUCAAGGCAAGGAGACUCGAGAGGUCGAGCAAGCGCAAGAUCGAGGCGGUCGCCCAUCCGGAGAAGUAUGGACGCGACAAGCGGAAGAAGUUUGAGAAGAACAGGGACCGCAAGAAGGUGCGGGCAUCGGAGAACAAGGCCAGGAGGCAGGCUUUCAAGAACUGGUAG
This is a messenger RNA of Emericellopsis cladophorae, 7914 nucleotides long. Its product is annotated as U3 small nucleolar RNA-associated protein 20. The transcript has 2 exons. Bases 1 to 7914 code for a protein of 2637 amino acids. NCBI's taxonomy places the organism in Eukaryota, Fungi, Ascomycota, Sordariomycetes, Hypocreales, Bionectriaceae. The record is from RefSeq and is a predicted model, not a curated record. Gene Ontology annotation, cellular component: nucleolus; small-subunit processome; 90S preribosome.